Messenger RNA from Juglans regia (Persian walnut), 1156 nucleotides. RefSeq names its product ABC transporter I family member 17-like. Lineage: Eukaryota; Viridiplantae; Streptophyta; Magnoliopsida; Fagales; Juglandaceae. Gene Ontology annotation, molecular function: phosphate transmembrane transporter activity; ATP binding; ATP hydrolysis activity. Gene Ontology annotation, biological process: phosphate ion transmembrane transport. The coding region runs from base 105 to 893 and encodes 262 amino acids. The record is from RefSeq and is a predicted model, not a curated record. The transcript has 4 exons. Gene Ontology annotation, cellular component: membrane.
CUAACUGGGGGAGGCUUUUUCUGCUAUGUCCAUUAAUAAAUAAGCAAUCUCUCUUCUUGUUCUCUGCUUGAGCGAGAUAUCACUCUGACUCUGUCAAAUUUUCAAUGCCUUUUCUGGAGGAGGCCGGCGAGCACCUGCUGGUGGUGGACGCAGAAGAUGCCGGAAAAGGAGAAGAAGACGGGACGAAAUUCCGGAUACGCAGCCUGACGAAGAAAUCGGAGGCGGGGGUUCCGAUACUGAAUGGGAUAGAGGUGGAUAUACCAAAGGGACAGAUCGUGGGGAUCAUAGGGCCCAGUGGGAGCGGGAAGUCGACGAUGCUGAGGGCGCUGAACCGGCUGUGGGAGCCACCUCUCGGUACUGUUUUUUUGGACGGUCGUGAUAUUCGCGAUCUCGAUGUCCUUACUCUUCGCCGGAAGGUCGGCAUGCUCUUCCAGCUUCCCGCGCUCUUCGAAGGCACAGUUGCGGAGAACAUAAGAUAUGGACCACAAUUGAGAGGGAAGAAGCUGAAUGAUGAGGAGGUUUACAAGUUGCUGAGGCUUGCAGACCUUGACCCCUCUUUUUUAAGCAAGACUGGUGGUGAACUCUCUGUGGGUCAAGCACAAAGAGUGGCUCUUGCUAGGACUCUAGCUAAUAAACCAGAGGUUCUUUUGCUGGACGAGCCAACAAGUGCCUUGGAUCCAAUAUCCACGGAAAACAUAGAGGGUGUCCUAGUGAAUCUAAAGAAGAAACAGGGAAUGACAAUUAUUAUGGUUUCUCACAGCAUCAAACAAAUUCAGAGAAUUGCCGAUAUUGUCUGUCUCCUUGUGAAAGGUGAAAUUGUUGAAGUUUUAAAACCUGACCAACUCUCAGAAGCCAAGCAUCCUAUGGCACAAAGGUUUCUUCAACUCAGCUAAAUUAAGGGGGUUUUUUUUUUGGUGUGUUUGGUUGUGUUUUUGUUUUGUCUUAUUUAUUUAUUUGUUUUUAAUUUGAAAGUUGCAUAUAAAAAAAGUUAGUUAUUGGAUAUUGUUCUGUGUCAAUGAGUGGUUAUGCGGUCCUUACGACAUGUUGGUGUAGACCAUGUAUUCCUUUGUGCUCAUCUUGAUAAGUUGUCUUGAUAGCACUUCCAUGGAUGAAAGCUUUGAAUAAUGAUAUUCCUAUUACAAGCCCAUUUUACAAA